ACCAAUUUUCGUCGAUUCCCAGCCGAAAACCGGUUGAUUCUCAACCAACCCCAACCCCGACCCUCACAGUGUUCUUUUCCUUCAACCAUGGCAAGCCUCUCAGUGCCUCAGGCGUGAACUACUACUUCCUGGACUAUCUACCACAACGCUUGCUAGAGAACGAGAUCUACAGCAGUCAGAAUACGGAUCUGGCAAAGGCAUGUUGCCAAAAGCUGCGUACGGUGUAGUCAAGGGUGCUGGAAAACCGGAAGGAUUCGAGCCAAAUGAAUACAAGGUCAGACUAGUACCAGGCGAGACCACCGACUUUGAUCACGAAGAUGCGUACAACAUUACAGUCACCUGCCAGCCUUCGGUGCUAUUCGGAAUGACUUUUGCACAACAUCCUGACCGGUGGACGGAAUGCAUGGUCACUCCUGCUAUCAAACGCGAGAUCCUCAGUACACCUGGAUACCCCAAACCUCUCAAUCGACCCCCAGUAAAACGGCAACAUAUCGCUCAGUCAUCUCAUGGAGGCUUAGGAGUGUUCGCAACCGUUGAUCUGAAAGUCGGGGAUUUGAUUUUCAGUGAGCGAGCUAUCAUGAUCUUGUCCCCAAAGAUCUAUAUGCCGUCAAAUUUUCCGGCCCACUUCACGACUUUUCAAAUGCAGCAGGCAGCUCUUUGUCAAAAGGAGAAGCAGAUCGAGCUUGUAUUUGGGAGGUUGUACACAGAGCACAAGAAGGCUUACAUGGCGUUGUGGAACAGUCAUAAAGAAGAUGGAAGUGGACCACUCUUGGGUAUUUUUAGGACGAAUGCCUUUCGGGUUGAAUGCUACGAGGAUGACGAGCAAGACGCAUAUGUGGGGGUUUGGAAUGAAGCGUCAAGAUUCAAUCACAGGAAAGUAUACUCCCUGACUCAAACCCCAACGACAGAUCGCUGAAACAUUUUCGAAAACAGCUGCCGUCCUAACACAAUG
Molecule: messenger RNA, 952 nt
Organism: Marasmius oreades (fairy-ring Marasmius)
Lineage: Eukaryota; Fungi; Basidiomycota; Agaricomycetes; Agaricales; Marasmiaceae
Exons: 4
Coding region: 200-916 (238 amino acids)
Source: RefSeq, a predicted model, not a curated record